AUUCAUACAUAGUGCAUGCUACAUGGCGUCUGCAAUUUUAUUAUUAUCAUAUUUCUUCUGGCUCGCAGAAGUAGGUAACUGUAAUGACAACUGUCAGUAUGGGGCACUAAGAUUGGUGAAUGGAAGUGCUUCUUAUCAAGGAAGGCUGGAGAUAUGCAUUGACUCUGUAUGGGGAAGUAUAUGUGGUGGUGCUUUUGAUGCUUUGGAUGCUAGAGUUGCUUGCAGACAAUUGGGAUAUGAAGUGGAGUAUGAACAAACUGUAAGUGUAUUGUAUGAUGCUUAUUAUCACGAGGGUACAGGUCCAAUAUGGCUCAGUUAUCUUUACUGUACUGGAUCUGAGAAUUCUUUACUGGAUUGUAAUAUGACUCAGGGUAUUGGUAAUACAAGCUGUUCUCAUGCAAAUGAUGUUAGCAUUGUAUGUCCAGCUAACUCAUCAUGCACAUCUGGAUCAGUGCGACUCACUGAUGGACUAAUACCAACAGAAGGAACUGUUGAAGUGUGUAAUGAUGGAGCAUGGACUAGUGUCUGUGAUAGCAAUUGGGGGUAUCAAGAGGCAUUUGUAGUGUGUAGACAAUUAGGUCUACCAGCAACAGAUGCACAAGUUGUUUCAUAUAUUAAUUCAUUUGGAUAUGGACAUGGACUUCCAAUACUCUAUAGUUGGAAUUGCUAUGGGAAUGAAUCAAAUUUAAAUGAUUGCUUGAAGUCAACAGUUUCAAAUUGCUUUAACACCAAUUAUGGUUUGUACAGAAUUUCUGGUGUUAGAUGUCAAGGAAACAUUGUACCAACUUCAGGUAGUUGUACAAAUGGAGACAUGCGUUUGGUUGAUCCCAAUGGUCCUAAUUUAAUAGAAGGAAGAGUAGAAUAUUGUAGCAACGAAGUAUGGAGUACUAUCUGUAGAUAUGGAUUUAAUACUCCAGAUGCUCAUGUAGUCUGCAGAAAACUUGGAUACCAACAUCCACGUGCUUUGGUUUUUUCUACGGCGUAUUUUGGUCCAGGAUCUGGUCCUAUCACACAUAUAUAUUUAAAUUGCAUUGGAAAUGAGUCUCGCUUAGAAGAUUGUUCUCUUAAUAGUGCAAAUGUAGCCUUUUCUCAAUCUCACACGAAUGAUGUUGGCGUGAAGUGUUUAGAAAGAGUAUUAACUGACUGUAUUAAUGGUGAUGUCAGACUAGUAAAUGGUACUACGCCAGAUGAAGGAAGAGUGGAAGUUUGCAUCAAUGGAGAAUGGGGAACUGUUUGUAGCACAUACUUUGAUGAAAGAGAAAUUGGUAUUGUUUGUAGUCAACUUGGUUAUGAUGGACAAGAAGGAUUGAUAUUUCAAUAUUCUGAGUUUGGUGGAGGAAAUCUUGAACAACUUAUAGGACAUGUUUAUUGUACUGGAUCAGAGGCUAAUCUAACAGAAUGCACAAUUUAUCCUGGUUUUUCAUGCAGUUAUAGGAGUACUGUUGGCAUUAAAUGUUACAACAGGAACUGUACACAUGGCAAAAUAAGGUUAAUUGGAGGUGAUUCUAACAAUGAAGGUGAUUUUCAAAUAUGUUACGACGGAGUGUGGGUUUAUGUUUGCAAUUACAUUAAUUUCCUUUACAACUAUCCUCCACCUGAUGAAAAUGUUAUAUGUAGACAACUAGGAUAUCUUGAUAAUAAUUGGAAUUCAUACUUCCUAUAUUCCUUUGGUGAAGAUGGACCAAUAGUGCUUGAUAAAUUCCUAUGUAAUGGAAAUGAGCUCUCGCUGACUCAAUGUUCUAAUAAAAGUGCUUCUGGCAACUGUUAUACUUUACAGACAUAUGGAUAUUUAUGUUCAAUUGUUGUUAACUGCAGUGCUGGAAUGACUACCUUAGGAGGAGAUAAUGAAGGAAGAGUAGAGAUAUGUACUGAUGGUAUAUGGACGACAAUUGAUGCAAGAUACUGGAAUUAUAAUAAUGCUAAAGUUGUUUGCAGGCAAUUAGGAUAUUAUGAUACUUGGUCUGUUGCAAUUACUGAUACUAACUGGAGUGGUAAGAAUGAAAGAGUUGGUUAUACAUACGAAUGUAAUGGUACUGAGAGUAACCUAGAAAAUUGUUCAAAAUCUCUACCUUCAAUUAACGCAGACUCAUGGUAUUAUGUGAUACGAGGUGGUAUAGAAUGUCAGCACAAUGCUAGUGAAAAUGCUUGCAAUACAGAAGGAUCAAUACGGUUAUCUAAUGGUGGUGAUUCAAGAGAAGGUAGAGUUGAGAUAUGUCUCAAUGGAUACUGGGGUACAGUGUGUAGUACUGGAUGGGAUGAAAGAGAUGCUCUAGUAGCAUGUACACAGGCUGGGCAUCAUACAUUGAGAGCAAUACCAGUGACUAAUGGAUACUUUGGAAGAGGGACUGGACCAGUUCACAUGACAGGAGUUGAUUGUACUGGCAAUGAAGAGAGUCUUACUCGGUGUUCUUAUGUUAAUGGUAUAGGAGCAACCAACUGUUAUCAUGCUAAAGAUGUUGGAGUUAUGUGUAAAGAGUCUCCUAUUCGCUACAGUGUGACCAUUGAUACUGAUACUGAUGCUGUUUCUAUUGGGAGUAGAGUAGUACUUACCUGUAAUGUAUCUCCUGCUCCUCCUGUUAACAGUACCUAUCACUGGAGAAGGACUGUAUCAGGAACAUCUUCAUUCACACAAUACAGAGAUACAGAUCCUAAUGUCACACUAACUAUAAAUGCAGGACAUACAACUCACGGGAACUAUUACUGCAUAGUGAAAUACAAUGGAGCAGUGAUAGGAAUGGGACAUACUGUAAUAUCUGUCAAAGGGUUAUUGCAGUCUUCUGAUACCAGUAUUCAGUUGAAUAGUGAGAAUGGCUUUGUUGGUACCUUGACAGUGAACAUAACAGACACUACUAUAACUGAAUAUCUUCUUGAACUCAACUGGUAUUAUAAUGGUAGUAAGAUAUCAAAUUCCAGCAAGCACCUCAUUAACAAUGGUAACAAGACACUUGUCAUCAAUAAUAUUACUGAUGAAGACAUUGGAGAAUAUUCUGUUAGAUUUGACUUACUAAGGUUGUAUCAUUAUAACAAAGACUGUCAAAACAAGAUACUGCAAUUACUACGUGGUUAUCCUGUGUUGAGCCCAUUAAGUUUCAUUAUGGUGCCUAAUGGAAUUUACGUUAAUGAAGACAGCACUCCUAAUUUCUUGAAAGGUUUUGUUGUUUUUAACAAUGAAUCUCCUCAAAUAGCAUUGACCAGUGAUAAUAAUGAAGGAAGUGUGUCAUUGUAUCACAAUGGUAUUUUAUUGCUCUCUAAUGGUACCUAUAAUUACACUAUCAUUCAUCCUUCAAUUACUGAUUCUGGAUACUAUGAGUUUCAAUUUGCUCUUGAUUCGUCAUCAGUACUUUCUUCAUUAAAUUGUCCUAGUUCAUAUCAAAGCUUCCUUGAUUCAUCCAGUUAUUUGGGACUAACUGAUAUAUUUCUUGAUGCUGAUGUACAGAGGCUAGAGUAUUAUGAGUCUCCAUUUGUUAGUUUUAAUGCUAGUCAAACCAGUUUUAUGCAGGAAUACAAUGUUCAGCUGUCAUGCUCUGUCAGUGGUGGGUAUCCUAGGCCUCUCUAUCAUGAUAUUACUUUGAUUAAGAAUGGAGUGGCUAUUGCUAAUAGUACAGAAUCAGAACUAGUUUACAAUACUUCUGGUAGCUCUAAGUAUGGUCUUUAUCAGUGUGCAGUUGAUACUACAGCUCAGUAUAUUAAAAAAGAAAUCUUGUUGGAAGAGAAAUUUCAAUUUACUGUUAGCCUAAAUGUUAAUGAUUGCAAUAAAUGGGAUGAUGUUUUGAUAUUUGAAAAUGCUUUAAGAAACCGAACAAAACAUUCCUGCAUGUGUUCAGUCAAAUAUAUGAAGUUUACUGAUUCUGACAUCUUUUGUUUUGAUGAAAGGGCUAAACUUAACUUUUCUUCAACCGUGAUAUAUGCAGCAAUAGAUGGAUCACAAACUGCUUCAGACUUGGUAUCAAUCCUAUUUAAUGACUUUGAGACUAAUAAGUUGUUAUGGAUAAACAAUGUGACAGCACUUUCUAUUGCCUCACCUUUAAAUGAUGAUGAUGAUGAUGAUGAUGAUGAUGAUGAUGAUGACGACAAUGACAAUGAUGAUGGUAGCAGUAAUGGUAAUAAUUUUACUUCAUUGAUAUGGUUGUUUGCAGCAGGUUUUGUAGCUUCCUUUAUCAUAUUUAUCAUAUUCAUUGCAAUAAUAUGUGUUUGUAUAAAAAAAAAGCAGUACAAGAAAUCUGCUGAUAGCUAUACACUCAGAGAAGUUGCUAAGGAAGAUUGUGAUCGUUAUGAUAUUCCUAAGCUGUAUGCAGCAACAGAGCUUCCUACAAAAGAUAAAACAACACCUAGUUUAGAAGACAAAUUUUAUAAAGAAGCUGAAAUGUAACCCUAUAAUAAUAAAACAUUGCCAAUGGGGCUUAUUUUUAUUGUCAUGUCAUUAUUUAAUUUAAAAAUAGAAAAGUAUUGGGCGUGGUUAUUGUA
This is a messenger RNA of Amphimedon queenslandica, 4464 nucleotides long. RefSeq names its product scavenger receptor cysteine-rich domain superfamily protein-like. The transcript has 22 exons. The record is from RefSeq and is a predicted model, not a curated record. Bases 23 to 4369 code for a protein of 1448 amino acids. Lineage: Eukaryota; Metazoa; Porifera; Demospongiae; Haplosclerida; Niphatidae. Gene Ontology annotation, cellular component: membrane.